GGAGGUGGAGAAAGAAGGGCCCAACUGUAGGAGGGCAACAGAGCAUUACCUCAUCCCGUGAGCCUCCGCGGGUCCGGAGAAGAAUCUUCUAGGGUGGGGUCUCCAUGGCGACGGGCGGGCCCGCCCCCUUGAGAACGACGCGAGCCAAUGCGAAGGCCUUGGGGUGACAUCAUGGGCUAUUUUUAGGGGUUGACUGGUAGCAGAUAAGUGUUGAGCUCGGGCUGGAUAAGGGCUCAGAGUUGCACUGAGUGUGGCUGAAGCAGCGAGGCGCGAGUGGAGGUGCGCGGACUCAGGGAGACAGACAGACACGGUCAGGACGACAGUAGAGUCCGAACUGCAGAUCUCAUUUUCUUUUCUAUUUUCUCACCGACUGCCCAGAGCUGGUGCCUGUGGCUCCUGGGCUGGUGUUUUGGGGAGCGUCCGAAGAGCCCCUUCUCCAGCCGCCCCCAGGAGGAGCGCGCCGCUGCCCGGGCACUGCUGACAGCGCGGAGAUCGGCGACUGUCGCCCGGGUAAGUCCGGCGAGCCGCUGCAACGGCAAAGAACUUUCCUGGCGCGGAGGACAGGGGACAAGUGGCCCCUGGGUCCCGGAGCGAACUUUUGCAAAGCUUUUCUCCGCCCGAAGCUGCCGCGGCGGCGAUAAAGAAAAGCAGACGGCGAAGAGAAGAAAACGAGGAGGGACGAACGCUCAGCUCCUUUCGCACGGGUUGCUGAACUUGGGGGAGCGCGAGCCACGGCCGCCGGGCGCUCCCUCCCUCUCGCAGCGGAGGAGGGGACAGUCGUCGGAGUCCGGGCGGCGGAGAGUCGCCGCCGGCCGGCUCACUGCGGGGUCCGCGCUGAGCGCCUCCUCCGGGACACGCACUGUCGCCGGGAAGUGAGUUCGUUCCUGGGCUCCGAGAAGCCACUGCGCGGAGGAGCGCUCAGUGAGUGACCGCGACUUUUCAAAGCCGGCAGCGCGCGCGAGCGGACUAGUAAGAGUGCAGGCGGCGUCUUAACCCUGAGUUCCCUGGAGCCAACUGGCGAGGAGGGCGCAGAGGGGAGGACAGCCAGCGGGUGCGCGCGCUCUUAGAGAAACUUUCCUUGCCAAAGGCCCCGGGGGGCACGGGUGUCCCCCGCUUGCUAGCGCGCUGUUGCGGCCCAGAAACUUCUGCGCGCAGCCCAAACUAACCCCACGUGAAGUGACGGACUGUUCUAUGACUGCAAAGAUGGAAACGACCUUCUACGACGAUGCCCUCAACGCCUCGUUCCUCCAGUCCGAGAGCGGCGCCUAUGGCUACAGUAACCCCAAGAUCCUGAAACAGAGCAUGACUCUGAACCUGGCUGAUCCGGUGGGCAGCCUGAAGCCGCACCUCCGGGCCAAGAACUCGGACCUCCUCACCUCGCCCGACGUGGGGCUGCUCAAACUGGCGUCUCCCGAGCUGGAGCGCCUGAUAAUCCAGUCCAGCAACGGGCACAUCACCACCACGCCGACCCCCACCCAGUUCCUGUGCCCCAAGAACGUGACGGACGAGCAGGAGGGCUUUGCCGAGGGCUUCGUGCGCGCCCUGGCCGAACUGCACAGCCAAAACACGCUGCCCAGUGUCACGUCCGCGGCGCAGCCGGUCAGCGGUGCAGGCAUGGUGGCUCCGGCGGUGGCUUCGGUGGCGGGCGGCAGCGGCAGCGGCGGCUUCAGCGCCAGCCUGCACAGCGAGCCGCCGGUCUAUGCCAACCUCAGCAACUUCAACCCGGGUGCGCUGAGCAGCGGCGGCGGGGCGCCCUCCUACGGCGCGGCCGGCCUGGCGUUUCCCGCGCAGCCCCAGCAGCAGCAGCCACCGCAGCCGCCGCACCACCUGCCCCAGCAGAUCCCGGUGCAGCACCCGCGGCUGCAGGCCCUGAAGGAGGAGCCGCAGACGGUGCCCGAAAUGCCCGGGGAAACACCGCCCCUGUCCCCCAUCGACAUGGAGUCCCAGGAGCGGAUCAAGGCGGAGAGGAAGCGCAUGAGGAACCGCAUCGCUGCCUCCAAGUGCCGGAAAAGGAAGCUGGAGAGAAUCGCCCGGCUGGAGGAAAAAGUGAAAACCUUGAAAGCUCAGAACUCAGAGCUGGCGUCUACAGCCAACAUGCUCAGGGAACAGGUGGCACAGCUUAAACAGAAAGUCAUGAACCACGUUAAUAGUGGGUGCCAACUCAUGCUAACGCAGCAGUUGCAAACAUUUUGAGGAGAGACUGUAGGGGGCUGAGGGGCAACGGAGAAAAAAAAUUACAGAGACUGACUUGAGAACUUGACAAGUUGCGAGAGAGAGAGAAAAGAAGUGUCCGAGGACUAAAGCCAAGGGUAUCCAAGUUAGACUGGGUUGCGUCCUGACGGCGCCCCCAGUGUGCACGAGUGGGAAGGACUUGGCGCGCCCUCCCUUGGCGUGGAGCCAGGGAGCUGCCGCCUGCGGGCUGCCCCGCUUUGCGGACUGGCUGUCCCAGCGCAAACUUAACGUUAGACUUUUCUUUAACAUUGACCAAGAACUGCAUGGACCUAACAUUCGAUCUCAUUCAGUAUUAAAAGGGGGGAGGGGGAGGGGUUACAAACUGCAAUAGAGACUGUAGAUUGCUUCUGUAGUACUCCUUAAGAAUACAAAGGGGGGGAGGGGGGAGGGAGGGGAGGCGGGAGGGAGGUUUGUGAGAGUGAGGCUGAGCCUACAGAUGAACUCUUUCUGGCCUGCCUUCCUUAACUGUAUGUACAUAUAUAUAUUUUUUAAUUUGAUGAAAGCUGAUUACUGUCAAUAAACAGCUUCAUGUCUUUGUAAGUUAUUUCAUGUUUGUUUGUUUGGGCGUCCUGCCCGGUGUUGUUUGUAAAUAAGAGAUUUGGAGCACUCUGAGUUUACCAUUUGUAAUAAAGUAUAUAAUUUUUUUA
Messenger RNA from Molossus molossus (Pallas's mastiff bat), 2879 nucleotides. It is a transcript of the gene JUN, whose product is annotated as Jun proto-oncogene, AP-1 transcription factor subunit. Bases 1192 to 2193 code for a protein of 333 amino acids. NCBI's taxonomy places the organism in Eukaryota, Metazoa, Chordata, Mammalia, Chiroptera, Molossidae. Gene Ontology annotation, cellular component: transcription regulator complex. Gene Ontology annotation, molecular function: DNA-binding transcription factor activity, RNA polymerase II-specific; RNA polymerase II cis-regulatory region sequence-specific DNA binding; transcription factor binding. The record is from RefSeq and is a predicted model, not a curated record. The transcript has a single exon. Gene Ontology annotation, biological process: regulation of cell cycle; regulation of cell population proliferation; regulation of transcription by RNA polymerase II.